Molecule: messenger RNA, 2472 nt
Organism: Triplophysa dalaica
Lineage: Eukaryota; Metazoa; Chordata; Actinopteri; Cypriniformes; Nemacheilidae
Gene: tgfb1b
Product: transforming growth factor, beta 1b
Exons: 8
Coding region: 566-1717 (383 amino acids)
Biological process (GO): BMP signaling pathway; regulation of cell population proliferation; transforming growth factor beta receptor signaling pathway
Cellular component (GO): extracellular region
Molecular function (GO): cytokine activity; type III transforming growth factor beta receptor binding; type II transforming growth factor beta receptor binding
Source: RefSeq, a predicted model, not a curated record
AUUUAAGUAGGCUACGGCUAAACAAAAACAAAAAGAGCAAGUUCACUCAGGCUGUGAUGAGUUACGGUAAUAUACCAUAGCAAUAUAGAAAGAGAAUAUUACAGUUUUUAGAUAAAAAAAUAUGUAUUGAGUCAUAUUGAGGAACAGGAGAACAGGAACCUUGCUGGUUCAACACAGUCUUUUCUCUGAAGAGCACACCACGAGUUUACGGAACAAAGGAAGAACACAAAAAAUACACUGAUAUUACUUUUAACCGCUGAUAACAUUUGAAUGAGCACAAAGAAAUUACUGAAGAUAUCGAAUUGGAACAAUCAUGUGAUUGAAGCAUGGCAUCUCAUACCAGUUUGACGGACAUCUGACUUUAUUGGUGAGUUUUGUGCUUUUCAGAGAUUUUGGUGCCUGCCGGAUGGUCAGGAAUAUGGACUCCGGUCUCUCUGUGAUGUUUGGUUUUGAAUCAGGCCUUUGGGUUUGGGACAUUUCUGCAAUGCUUAAGUAAAACCAAUAUUACACCAACAGCUCACACAGUCUUCAAGUUUUUAACCAUCCACUAACGCAUUCAAAGACUAUGAGAGCCGUGAUAUUAUUAUUGCUACUGCAAUGCCUGCUGGGAUUUUUGCACUAUGGCCGAGCCUUGUCAACUUGCAGUCCUUUAGACUUGGAAUUGAUAAAGAGAAAGCGUGUUGAAGCUAUUCGUGGUCAGAUUCUCAGCAAGCUGCGAUUACCCAAAGAACCAGAACUAGAUGAAGAAGAAGAAUCUCAAACCAUCCCUGUGGAACUCCUGUCAAUCUACAACAGCACUGUGGAGUUAAGUGAAGAAAAGACGGUGGACCCUGGACUUGCACCCGCUGAGGAAACAGCGGAGGAGGAAUACUACGCUAAAGAAGUUCACAAGUUUCAAAUGGAGAAGAAAACAGAAGAAAGCAGCGUAACCAACUACUUAUGGUUCAGCAUCACAGAUAUGAAUCAAAUAUUGGGUUCAGUGCGCAUCAUACACCAGGCCGAGCUCAGUAUGCUUGUUAAACAAGUUAAUUUAGCACCUGGUUCAGAGCAAAGACUGGAACUGCACCAGGUCGUUGGAAAUAAAACCCGUUACUUGGAUUCACGCUUCAUUACCAAAGAACUAGAAAAGAAACGGCUGUCUUUUGAUGUGACACAGACCGUGAAGGACUGGCUGGAGAAGUCAGAAAAGAGACAAGGAUUUCAGCUGAGGCUACACUGUGAAUGUGGUGAACCCGAGGCAAAGUUUGACUUCACAAUAACGGCUUUGAAUAAUGAAAGAGGUGAUACAGCAGCCCUAUCUGAACAUCAAAGGCCCUACAUCUUGGUAAUGUCACUUCCUGUUGAUCGCCACAGUCAUUUGAAAUCUCGCACCAAGCGGCAAGCAGAAACAGAUGUAGUUUGCACUGAAAAGUCUGACGGUUGCUGUGUGAGAAGUCUGUAUAUCGACUUUCGCAAAGACCUGGGCUGGAAGUGGAUACACAAGCCCUCGGGUUACUAUGCCAACUAUUGCACUGGCUCUUGCUCUUACUUCUGGAAUUCAGAAAAUAAGUAUUCACAGGUACUUGCACUAUAUAAACAUCAUAAUCCUGGCGCCUCUGCUCAACCUUGCUGUGUACCGCAAGUUCUAGAUCCAUUGCCCAUUCUGUACUAUGUGGGGAGGCAGCAUAAGGUAGAACAGUUGUCAAAUAUGAUUGUGAAAACCUGCAAGUGCUGCUGAGGUCAAGAUUUUCCUGUGGUCCUGAUGGAAGGAAUAUCUCGUGGAUGCGUUGUACUGUUUUCUGCUGUAUUCUGUAUACUGUACUGUUACCUAUUAAUUUGUCUGAUCAUUUUUAGUUUACAGACAUCACACAAGCACGUUUUUCAUACAAGUGGUAAUAAAUCAUCUAUUAUUUAAUAUAAAGGUUGCCAACUGAACGUUUUAAGUAGAUCUGAAAUAAAUUUUGACUGAAUAUUUUCACCACACUGCUGUCCCUUUUGCAUUUUACAGACUGUUUUCAGCAAAAUACAUUUCAGACAGUUGUGCUUUAAGAAUUGUUUUUCUAAAUAUAUGUAAUCUAAUGCACAAUAAGCCUUUCUGUUCCUCUGCUAUUUUUUUUGUAAUGCUGUUGGCACGUAAAAAGACAAAAACGUGUUCCCAAAUACGUGCUAUAAGAACGUAAACGCACAUCAUUUUAUCAUGUAAAUAUAUCCCUAUAUUUAGUAAACGUAUUGCCAAAAAUCUCUUUGUAAUUGUCAGCAAGUACCUUUUUUUCAGCCAUCAUGAUGCAAUUCAGUUGCACAUGCACAACUGUGAUCACUCUUGAAUGUUUUUAAUUGUUGAGUUUUCAAUGCUCCCACUAUCCAGAUCUGUUACAGCUGUUCAGGAAAUCUAAACAAUUUCCUGCAGGCAAGUUUUGUCUGUCUUCUAUUGCUUGAUAUUAAGAAAGUGGAUUAAAUAGUUACAUUAAAUGUUUGUACACUGUCUAGAUUCUA